This is a messenger RNA of Camponotus floridanus (Florida carpenter ant), 1026 nucleotides long. RefSeq lists its product as uncharacterized. NCBI's taxonomy places the organism in Eukaryota, Metazoa, Arthropoda, Insecta, Hymenoptera, Formicidae. The annotation marks the transcript as partial. The record is from RefSeq and is a predicted model, not a curated record. The transcript is spliced from 5 exons.
AUUUUAGAGCACUACCGACAAUAUAUAUUACCUAUUAUACAUCACAGCGUAGCUAGAAGACUUGGUGUACGCUGCUUCAUGAAAACUCAAAAUUCUGAUGGCUAUAUGUUGGAAUAUUUUGACGAUUGUAUUGAUUAUAUUCUAGAAAUUCAAUGGAAUCCAAACUCUAAUACAGCAGAAGGAGAUGUACGGAUGGAGUGUUUUCAUAUGAGAAAGGGACCUGAUCUACAAUACCCUGCAAACAUUAACAGAAUCAGACGUUUCUUUCAUUAUGACGGACAGAUACAGGAUCCAUUACAUGAUAUAUCAGAGAUGAUUAGAGCUUUCAAACUCAAACUACAGAAUGGCAACAAUCGUUCCACUAUAUUUUACACUGAGAAAUUUAAUCAAAUAAUACCUAUCUUAUUACAAAGUUUCUAUGAGCUAAAUAUUGAAGAACGAACAGAUAAAGAGUACAGAAUCAUUUCACGUUCAAUAAAGAAUAUAACAGAAAUCCGAAAGGAACAAAUACAACCAAAAAGAAGAUGUAAAAAAAUUAAAUUUACAAUUGGUAUGAUCGUAAAUAUUCAUACAUGUUUAGCGAAACAGUUGGCUGUUUUGCACAGCGAAAUUAAUUGUCAUACUGGCGUGAUAAUUGGUUGGCAUUAUAUCUGCAAAUCUAACUUUGUAAAAAAAGAUAUGGAUUUUUUAGUCCCACAUUUGACUGAAUGCAAAGAUCCUGAUCUUGCGUUUUUAGACGACGAUUUGUUUUGUAUAUGUAGAUGUGAAAAGAGCAAGAUACGCACUAAUAUUCAUUCUAAACCGCAUUAUAUAAUUCUCGCCGAAAAUAAUAAAUUAUGUUAUUUGCCACAAGAUACUCUAUCAAUAUGUCCACCUAAAUGCAUCGAUAAUUUUGAAAUAGGGCGAUAUUUUUCUAAAUUUGAAGGUACUCAUUACGUACCAAAUGAAAACCUGGCAAAAGAAUAUCCAAAGGAUACUGCUGCUAUUCAUGAUAUACUUCCCAGUAUCUCUCAGCAAUGUGCAUAA